AUGAAUCCUCGGCUGACUAAACAACUAAUAAAAGCUAGGCAAGAUUUGAAAAAAAAAUACAAAAGUUUAAAAAGUGAUAUAACAAAAUCACAAACUCAUUUGGAAAAAACAUAUCAACCAAUAACAGACCCCCUUAAACAACUGGUUUCAGUUUUGGGGAAACAAGAAAUAAUUAAACAAGAAAAUUUAACACCGAAAUCAGAAAAGUUCAGUUUCUUGCGUAAACCUCCGCGAAAAGAUUAUACUAAAAUAGCAUAUUCUUCUUUUCCAUCACCAUUAAGUCAAACAAUUAAACAUGCUCCAGAACAUGAAAGUACUCGUUUAAAUGAAUCAGAGAUUUAUGAAAAUCAGCCAGACCAAACGUUUGAAUAUCAGCCAAGAACCAGUGAUGAGCAAGUUGAUGAAUAUAUAGAAGAUACAAUUAAAAGUCUACAUGAUUUAACUACAAACCCACCUCCUUCAUUCGUUGAAUAUCUGGAUCAAUUUACAGCACCAUUACCUAGAGAUUAUAUUCUUAGAAAUAUAUCAGAUAUUGAAAAUAAAUUUGAUCACGUUUUAGGAAUUUAUCAUGAUAUAGAAACCGAAAAAUUUCGUAUUGGAGACUCAGAAUUAAACUUUGAUGGUUCGGAUAUUGUAAUAAAAGGUAUUAAAUAUCCCGGAACACCUGGACUUUAUGAAUUACUUUUUUUAAAAGAACCGAUUGCAUAUAAACAAACUGAUGUUAAUGAAUAUGUGGAUAUAAUAAAAAGAACCAAUGCCGCUAGAAGAAAUAAUGAUCCAGAUUUACCAAUUAAAAAUUUUUCUAGAGAUAUUAAGGAUAAAUAUAAUUUUAUUAUUAAACCAAAGUUAGAAACAGGACCGUUUAGACGGAGAGUUUCAUCAAUACCUUCUUCAUUAAUGAGUGGAAUAAUGACAAGGAGUAAAAAAAUUGGAAAAGGAAUGUUACAAUAUUCAAAUAAACCUAUUGAUUAUAAAUAUUUUGAUAAUUACAAUGAGUUGAUUGAUCGACUUAGAUUACUUGUAGCAUCCCAAACUGCAGGAAAUACAGGUAAUAAUAAUGAGAUUGUGUCAAUCAUUGAGGAAUUGAGAGAAGGGGGUAUAAUAAUGUGA
Messenger RNA from Psylliodes chrysocephalus, 1110 nucleotides. The record is from the annotation of a GenBank genome assembly. NCBI's taxonomy places the organism in Eukaryota, Metazoa, Arthropoda, Insecta, Coleoptera, Chrysomelidae.